Acipenser ruthenus (sterlet) is the source of this 6628-nucleotide messenger RNA. RefSeq names its product SUMO-specific isopeptidase USPL1. The coding region runs from base 2566 to 5877 and encodes 1103 amino acids. Lineage: Eukaryota; Metazoa; Chordata; Actinopteri; Acipenseriformes; Acipenseridae. Gene Ontology annotation, cellular component: Cajal body. Gene Ontology annotation, biological process: Cajal body organization; protein desumoylation. Gene Ontology annotation, molecular function: SUMO binding. The record is from RefSeq and is a predicted model, not a curated record. The transcript is spliced from 7 exons.
UUUUACACAUGUAAACACUUUUAGGUAGUGGAGUAAGUAAUCACCAAUCACCACAAAUAUAAAAAAUAGUUUUAUGUAAUAGACGAAUCCAUAAGGUAUAUCCAUAGGUUAAUAAACUAUUUGGACAGAGUAAAUAACUGUAGUAUUUCUACACCUCUUUGGGGUUCUAUAGUUUUUCUUACAAGUCUGUAAUACAAACUUUAGUGUGCAUUUAGUAGUGAUGGGAUUGUAAUUCCUAGAACAAUGGUUGCGUUUUUUGUACUUCUGAUAUGAGCGAUUCUAUUCUGACAGCACACUGAAUCGGUGUAAUGGGCAGUGUUGUGCAAUGCAUUGCCAUUAUAGAUUCUGUCCACUGUCGGUGCGAUGAGAUGAGGGUAACUUAAAGGCGUUAUAAUCACAAAAGCAGACCAGUAAUAUCGGCGCAGCACACUGAAUAAGAACGAAAUGAAAGAAACAGCAGUCAAUAUUCAUUAAACCAGAAGGGUUCACGUUUGGCAAAAAUAAAAUCAUAUAUUAUUGAAGGUUAGAAUGACAACUUCAAGUUUUUAGAAAGCAAAACCGAUAUUUUCACUUUUGACAGUGAUAAUAAAAACAGUAAAUAACAAGCCCAUGCUUAAUUCUUUCGCAGUAACUUUGGUGACAUCUACUCUACUAUAUAACAAAAUCAACAAAGCUUGCAGACAGGUUCCCUCUCUGACAUGCUGAUUGAAACAACUUGAGCUAAAUGGAGGCUGUGUGGUCCAGUGGUUAAAGAAAGGGGCUUGUAAUCAGGAGGUCCCCGGUUCAAAUCCCACCUCAGCCACUGACUCAUUGUGUGACCCUGAGCAAGUCACUUAACCUCCUUGUGCUCUGUCUUUCAGGUGAGACAUAAUUGUAAGUGACUCUGCAGCUGAUACAUAGUUCACACACCCUAGUCUCUGUAAGUCGCCUUGGAUAAAGGUGUCUGCUAAAUAAACAAAUAAUAAAUGAUGGUUAUACCUUCUUUAAAAUAAUUUCAUUUGAAGUAUUUGUUUGUGACAAAAGCAUUGGCGCCCCUGCUUUGGUAUUUUCUGCGACCUCUUGUGUUAAUUACAGCUGUCAGACAUUUUAUGAUAAUUCAGCCAAUAUGUUACGUCUUGCUGGUGAAAUCUGGGCCCAUUCUGUCGUGCAUGUUUCCACCAGUUCAGACAGAUUGGAUACACAAUGCUUGGUUACAGCUUUUUUCAGAUCAGUCCAAAGCGUUUCUAUUGGAUUGAGAACUGGUGAUUGCGAAGGCCAUUUCUAGAACUUGUAUUUUGUUUUCUUCAAGAAUUGCACAGUUGACAACCAUAUGCUUUGGGUCCUUGCUGUGUUGGAAGUUAAACUGUCUGCCAAUCAGCCUAAGAGCAGAUGGUAUCAUUGUACUUUUAAUUGAGGAAAUGUACCAUUGGGAAGCCUUUGGCUAUAUAACUUUUGAAAUGUUACACCAAGUCUUCAGCCUACAUUACAGUGCAGGAGGGUGUGUUUAAAACUGUAACACACGUAAUGUGGAAUAGGCCAUGUGUUCCUGCUGUGGAGAAUGCUAAUGGUUAGAUGGCAAUUGUUUUCUUCCAGGUAGUAUUCCAUAAUCAAGAUUAAGCAAAAUAUUUCAGUAUUAUCUAGUAAAGUUUUUUAAUCACAAGUACAUUAAGUUAUUUUUUUAAUUUGUUAUGUCUAAAAUCUUACAUCACUUAUGAUAAGUGAGUGACUUUUUGCCAACAUGUGUAUAACCUGUGUAUUUUCAAUAAUAUUUUUCAAGAAAUGUUUUUUUAUAUUAUUCUAACAUAUUUUCCCAUUUGUUUUGUAGUGUUUGCUGAGGUGUGUCUGACUCCAGUGAUAUGGUAAUGUUUAGCAAAUGGCUAGCAAUGGAAGCUCACCCGACAACCUGCAGUGAUUUGCCAAUGAGUGGCGAAGGCAUUGAUAUAGGGGUACCUUCCCCCAAAAAGGCGGGGUAUUUGGGAAAAGUCAGUUGAACUCAAUAUCUCUGUCACUUGUGCAAAGCUACUUAAAGAAAAAAAAAAAGAAAGAAAAGUACAUUGAAGUUUUGCUUUUCAAUUUCUUUUCAUAAGACACACAGAAAUCUAAAUAUGUAAAAGGCGAAAGAUUGUUCUGAAAGAUGUUUGUGCAAUCCACAAAUUGCUUACACAAAAGCUUACGUGUGUGGUAAUGAAAACGAAGGCAAGUUUAAAUGUAGUGCAAGGAUAUAAAAUGGUAAGAACUGGCUAUUUUGAUUGGGCACCCAAAUUAAUCAGAUUGAAAAAUGAGCUUUUAGCUGCCAACCUUUUGAAUUUGCUUUGAACUGGUUAAUAAAUCACCCUAUAGCUGCUUGGACAGCUCCCAAGUUGUAACCAGUUAAUUACCAGACUCCAAUGAGAUGUAUUACUGUUAAGUGUGAACAGAGCUGAUUUAGUAGAGCCUGAUGUGCUCAAAUUAUGUUACCUGGUUGUUAAUCUCAGACCACGAUGAAGACAAUUUAACAUGUUUCUCAACGGCUCUUAUAAAAAGGUAUAAAAUCGUAGAACUCUUCCCUGCAGAUCUAAAGUGAACGGUAUACCUGUUUAGGGUUUUAUGACUUCUGCUCCUGGCGUAACGCAUUUGCCUUCGUUUUUAUGUUGGGUUCCCCUCUGCAUUAUAAAACUUGCCUUCAUGAAACUCAAAAGAAAAAGGAUCACAUUGGUUGUGUCCCUGCUUGGGGAUGUCUUUUAUUUCUUAGUUAAUGAAAUGUACCUUUUUUUCCAGAAUCUAGAGCGAUUUCAAUUGGAAGUUGAAGAUAAGUGUCCUUUAUGUGCUACAAAGGGACGGACGCAAGCUUUGCAAGUGUACCGCAUCAAUCUUCAGGAGUCCAUUGCUCUUUGUGGAAAUCCACAGUGCAUCUUUCCCCUUGGAUGUAAACCCCUGGCUGAUGUUCUGAUAUCUGGCACCUCAAAAGGAAAGUUGUCACAGUCUAAGGCAAAGAGAAAACACAUCUGCACCAGCCCUGGGAAUACACAAAUUGACCUUCCGUCAAAGCAUCGCAGGAGAGCAGAGGAAAUCAAUACAGAGGAAAAACCAGAGUCUGUUUUUGAAACGCCAGUAAAUGGUUUAGCUUGUGAACCAAGUGCAGUUAGUUUAGGCAACAGCCAGCUUUCUGGACCUUGCUUGUCAAAAGAGAAUCUGCAUGAAGUUAAUGGGGCAGUCGAUUCACUGCAAACAAAUGAGGACGUCGCUCAGAAACACACUCUUAAUACAUACGUCCUUGGCAAGGAAGAAACCCCACCUGUUCAAGGUGAUCUAGAAGAGCUUAAUGAGAGAAAUCCAGAAGAAUGGGUUCCUGUGCCUCGCUGUCUCUACUGGAAGAACAAGCAUGCACUCUGCUGGCUAGACUGUAUCAUGGUGGCUUUGGUCCAAUCAAGAGCUGUGAAAGAAUGUGUAAUAAAUCUGAACACUGAGUCUGCAAUCAAGAGGUUAUGCACAGUGUAUGAGAAAGCGUGUACGCUUUUAACGGAGCAAGGAAAGGAAAACGAAGAUGGAGUCAUUCAAGCCCUUUCAGGAACCGUUGCUCUGGCAUACAGUUAUCUGGAUGACAUCAGGCUUUCUAUCUUCAAUGUUCUACAACCCAAGCUACGCUGUACAUUAGGAGAACAAGAAAGCCCAGUAUUUGCUCUGCCACUGUUUCUGAAGCUGGACCCUCAGACAGAAGAGCUGUUUAAGCACACAUACUGCUGGGAGUUUGAGUGUGCUGUGUGUGGAUACACCUCCCAGGACAGGUUUGAGAAGACGCUGACAACAUUUACAGAUAUUGUUCCAGAGUGGCAUCCUCAAAACGCAGUUCAUCGUUCACCCUGUAAUAAAUGUAAUCAGAAGUUACAGAGGCGGAAGAUGGUAUUGGAAAGGAUUUCUUCUGUUUUCAUGCUGCACUUUGUUGAAGGACUGCCUCAUAAUGAUGUAAAUGCCUAUUCAUUUGAUUUCCAAGGGAAGUUGUAUAAAGUGUCCACUGUAAUUCAGUACAAUGAAGACCCGAAGCACUUUGUUUCCUGGAUAUCUAACACUGAUGGUUCCUGGCUUGAAUGCGAUGAUUUAAAAGCCUGCUGUGUUCAUGAGCAGUUGGAGGUGUCUCCUUCUGAAAUACAUAUCGUUUUUUGGGAAACAAGUGGUGAAAGCAUUCACAAGGAACCCCAAACCAAGAACAACUUUUUGGAACCUGUUCUUAAAGGGCCUGAAAAGCCUGAGGAUUCCAGCGCAGAAUGUAACCCACAUGAAUUAUCACUGCCCUCCCAAGAAGCAGAGAUUGAUAUUACAGAGACCUCUUCUGUUAACACCAGCAUAAACAACAAUGUUGAAAACAGCUGUAACAGUAGCUAUCUGCAGAGCGCGUUUGAGGGUCUAACACCAGAGGAUGUCAUUACACUUACUCUUACAGAGGUUGAUCCUGGAGGAAAACUGCCGGACAGCUCCCAGAUUACAGACCCUGUAAAAUUGAGUGAACAGAACAAAUCACCAAAUGGAAACCAGGUGUUACAAGAUCAACCACAGGUAAUGGCUGCAGAUGAUACUUACUUCGAUAUCACGGACAGUCUGUUGGAUAACUGCAGUGGUAGUAGUCUUACUGAAGAAUCUGUCUGUACAACUCAGAAGGCAAACCUGCAAACUGUAACUGCACCAAGCACCCCAAAGACAGUCGUGAGACGCCCAUCUCAUUCAAUCACUAACACUGCAGGUUCUCCAAAGAGUCCUCUACCUACUCCUCUGGCUUCAACUCCAUUGUUGGUGCGUGGUAAAACCACUACAUCUAUUUCCCCAUUUAUCAAUGGAUGUGCUGUUUCCCCAGCUGUCAAUGGAAACAAAAGCAGCGGAGCACUAUGGACCAGUAGUUUAUUGAAGAAGCAUCCCUCAUUGGCACCUUUAAAUGCUUUAUUGAGUAGGCAUCCUUUAUUUCCAUCUACCGGUCAAGUGCAUUUAAACCGUAAUAAAGAUAAACGCGAGCUGCAAAAGGUUUCGGCAGUUGUCUCUGAUGUCCAGGUACCAGUAAAAGGAGCAGAUAAAUUUGGAGGCUUUAGAUCUAAAGGCCUCACGAAACCAGGGACUGACUCUGUGAAUUUGACCAGAGCACAAGAUGUCGACAAAGGGGAUUCUGUAAAGCCUGCUGCAGAAAAACUCCCAAAUGCAGAACCUGUAAACCUGCCAAUAACCAAGAACAAAGGGCACCCCUCUAUUCCUACCUCUACAGCCACUGUUGCUCCACCUUGUAAUGGUUACAAACUGGAACCCAGUAAGCCAGUGGAAAAGAAAACCCAUGCACUUGAAGGUCUUGAAAAGACAGACCAGCUUCGCUACAAGCUCCUGAAAAAGCUGAAAGCAAAAAAAGAGAAGCUGGCGUCGCUCAAUCGGUUACUGACCACUCCACAGACGCUUCCAAAUGGGAAGGCCGGGCCCUUCAGAACUGCCAGCGACUCGACUGCACGUUUUGAUAAAAGCAGCAAAAUGCAACGACUUGACAGUACAGACACUGAGUCUAUGUAUACUGCUAGCGCAAGCACUUCCUUAUGCAGCAGCCCAUGUUACGACGAAUUCUUUGCUGACCUCUUAUCUCCGGCUACAACCACUGGCACUGCGUCUCCUGAUGAUGCAGAUGCAGUGAUGUUGGAGGCACUGGCAAGUGGAAAGAACAAUGGAGGGCUUACAGACGGGACCAGCAUGGACCACAACUGUUAUAACUUCACCCCUGUGAUGCAACCUCAGGCUUAUACCCACGAGACUCCUAAACUAACUCGCUGUACUGAAGAAAGCUUCUUUAGUCCAGCAAAAGAAGAUCUUUUCACAGAACUUCUGUCAACCUCAACAUUGCAGUCUUACGGAGUUGAAAGUGAAGACCUUCAUCAUUUUGAUGAGAACUUUUUUUGAAGUGUUGACUAGGUGGGAUGUGUAUAGAUGCUUUUACAUAAUGUGGGUUUUGUUAGAAGUUAUUGUCACUAAGCACUACGCAUUCUUUAUUAGAGUGCACUACUUGAAUAACUGAGCAUUGCAAAUAUUGGUACAUAUGUUAAUAGCCAUUGUUUGUUUUUUUUGUAUAUUACAAAAUGUUUUAUAUAUGUGACAGAUGAAGAUGGUAAUUGUGUAUUAGGUUAACUUCUUUAUAAUUUGUCAUUCUGAACAUGGUUGCACGUUUUGUCUUAUUGAGUUGAUGUAAAACAAUUGCUACUGGUCGCAAUAAGGUGGUGUCUGCUAGAAUGAAGUAACCCAGUGAUCCUGUGCUGUUUUUAUACAUUUUCUUGUAUGAAUGUUUAUUUAGAAAGCGUGUGGCUCAUGUGACUUGUGAAAGACUUGUUGAAUUAAUAUACAAACUAGUACAUUCUCAAUGGUGGGAGAAUGAGUCAUCCUGCAAAAAUAAAAUUGGACUUAAUCCCUAUUUAUUUGCUUUUAUAUAUUUAUUUAUUUUGAUUUUAUUUUUUUCACAUGGAUUAUAAAUCAUUUGGGAGGGGGAGUAUAAAUAUAGUAGUUGUGUGAAACCUGCUGCAUAUUGUUACAUUAACAUACUGAGUUACGUACCGUUUUGUAGUUUUCCAUAUACUACUAUUAUGGCUUCCGGUAGACUUGCAAUAUGCUUUUGUAGUUUCUUUGAUUACAUGAUGCCUAAUAAAUGAUUCUACCAGUU